AUGCCUUCAGCAGCUACCAUACGAUCACAUAAUGAACAAAAUCUUUGCGGCUUGGCUAAAUGGCAUCCGGAGUGGAUGCAACGAUAUGCCACCUCCAAAAUGUUUAUGGCCGUCUAUGGACUAAUGGGUACCAUCCAAGCCAUGUCCUAUAUGUAUUUCGUGGUAACGCUGACGACCAUAGAAAAGCGGUUUAAAAUACCCAGUCAAACAACAGGUAUCAUCCUCAGCGGCAAUGAAAUAUCCCAAAUUUUAUUAUCCUUGAUUCUCUCGUAUAUUGGUGGCCAGAGAAAUCGGCCACGUUGGAUUGCAAGCGGUAUUGUCUUUUGUGGUAUAUCCUGUUAUAUUUUGGCCUUGCCUCACUUCAUCUAUGGCGCCGGUCAUGAUGUUCUGCAGUACACCAAAGAGUAUUAUGAUUGGGAGGGUGGUGAUAAUGCUACGAGUAGCACCAUGUCAUUGGUUAACGCCACCAUAAAAAAUUCCCAACAAUUAUGUGGGGUUUUGAAAACCCCUCAGGAGUGUGAAUCCUUGCUAUCGAUACUGCCAUUGGUUCUUAUAUUCCUCUCACAAUUCGUGCUAGGUAUUGGUAAUACCCUUUACUAUUCAUUGGGUCAAUCCUAUUUGGAUGAUAAUACCAAGAAAACCAAUACCCCGUUAAUGCUCUCGGUGGCAUUUGCAUUGCGUCUGAUUGGACCCAUUGUGGGUUUCUUUUUGGGUUAUGUUUCCCUUAAUAUGUUCAUUGAUCCCGCAAAGACACCCCUGAUCGAUAAUAAAGAUCCUCGUUGGUUGGGUGCCUGGUGGUUUGGUUGGAUGAUUUUGGGCACCCUAAUGAUUGUAUUUUCCGGUUUGAUUGGCCUCUUUCCCAAAGAAUUACCGAAGAAAGCUCCAGUUUUGCGUAAUUCUCAUGUACCGCAUGUUUUAAGACAUGAAGAGCUGAAAAUGGAUGAAUGUUUACCGCUGGGCAGAAGCUUUUCGUCGAAUGCCACAUUGGAUGCACCUGUGGUGGAUAAACCUGACUUUCCACAAUUGAAAGAUUUCCCUCGAGCCCUUAUGCGCCUGCUGCGCAACAAGCUGCUAAUCUUCAACAUAACUUCGGGCAUCUUUUAUAUUUUGGGUGCCUCAGCAAUCAUGACAUUCCUCACGAAAUAUAUGGAAGUACAAUUUCAUAGAAAUUCCCAGAGUGCCACAAUUGUUGUGGGUCCCGUUUCCAUACUCGGCAUGGUUGUGGGCCUAGUCGGGUCAGGCUUAAUACUAACCAAAAAGAAACCCGCACCCAGUAAAGUCCUAAUGUGGAAUGUUAUCGUCGGAUUUGUUUUUAUACUUGGACAAAUUGGUUAUAUGUUUUUGUAUUGCAGUGAUUCGGUGGUAUUGGAUCAAAAUGGAAGAUUAAAUCUUUCCAAUUCGUGUAAUGCAAAUUGUGGCUGUGAAGAUGUACCCUAUUCACCCAUUUGUCAUGAGGAAACAGAGACGACAUUUUUCUCACCCUGUCAUGCUGGGUGUCAAUCGUGGAAUUCGGAUCUCAAGUAUUACUCAAAUUGUUCCUGUCUGGCAUAUGGUUAUAAUUCUACAACAACAACAAUCAUACCCACAGUCACCACAACAACAACACCAACUUCCUUACUUCCAACCUCCGCCAUAAAUUCCGAUUUAUUGCAGCCUCUUGUAACAAGUUCUCUACUCACCACCACUACCAUGAGGCCAACAACAAAAUCCAUGCCAGAUAUGACAACAUAUUUUGAUGAUUUUACAACAACACCAAAUUCCCGCAACGACGAUGACAUCCUUAGCAGAUCCCGACGUUCCUUGGAUGCUUUAACGGCUGGGAUUUUAAAACCCGGUGUCUGUCUGAAAGGUUGUACCAAAGCCUUUUGGAUUUUCACCAUUGUUUCGAUGAUCCUCAAUUGGUUCGGCUCGUCGGGACGUAUUGGCAAUAUCUUGGUAAAUUAUCGAGCCGUUGCAACCGAAGAUAAAUCAUUCGCACAAGGCCUAAUGCUAAUGAUGGUCAGUCUAUUUGGUCUGAUACCGGGACCAAUUAUAUUUGGUCGUAUCAUUGAUUCGACAUGUUUGAAAUGGACCAAGACGUGUACGGGUAAUGGCAAUUGUCAGCUAUAUGAUCAGGAUGCUUUCCGGGUGAACAUUAAUGCGGUGGCGUGUUGUUUCACAGCCAUUGGUGUAUUCUUUGAUGUCUUGGUGUGGUACCAUGGAAGACACUUGGAUUUAUAUGGUGAGCGGGAGGCGGAACGUUCACAGGAAAUUGAACGUAAAAAUCGACCCAUAACUCCGUUAUUGUCCAGAAAAUAA
This is a messenger RNA of Musca vetustissima, 2298 nucleotides long. RefSeq names its product solute carrier organic anion transporter family member 74D (gene Oatp33Ea). The transcript has 8 exons. Gene Ontology annotation, cellular component: membrane. Gene Ontology annotation, molecular function: protein binding. Gene Ontology annotation, biological process: transmembrane transport; sodium-independent organic anion transport. The coding region runs from base 1 to 2298 and encodes 765 amino acids. Lineage: Eukaryota; Metazoa; Arthropoda; Insecta; Diptera; Muscidae. The record is from RefSeq and is a predicted model, not a curated record.